This is a messenger RNA of Arabis nemorensis, 315 nucleotides long. The record is from the annotation of a GenBank genome assembly. NCBI's taxonomy places the organism in Eukaryota, Viridiplantae, Streptophyta, Magnoliopsida, Brassicales, Brassicaceae.
AUGCGCAUACUCACCGGAGUUUCUCCGACGUUCGAAUUCGUACCUCUCUCCGUUGUCUCCUUCGGAUCCACCGUAAUCGCCGAGGGCUGCGACGCCGCGAGCUCCAUCUCUUGGAUCCACGCCUGGACCGUUUCGCAUGGGAUAAUUACUCAGGUGAGGGAGUACUCGAACACUUCUCUCACCGUCACGAGGAUCGGUAACGUCUUCGCUGGACGAACGGCUGAGAUUAAGCCGUCGCAUUGCCUUUCCGUUUGGGAAAGCCAGUUCUCGGGUCGGGCUGGAAAAUCCGUUCCGGGUUUGGUUUUAGCGAUUUGA